AUGUGGCGUCUCCGCAGGUACAGGCCGAUGCCCAGGCCCACCACCACCAGGCACAGCAGGCCGCCCACCACGCCGGCCGCGAUGGAGGGGAUCUUGGAGCUGCAGCACAGGAGGGGAAGCAGAAACAGGAAAGAAUCCUUAGGACAGGCGGAGGUGUCCAGGUCGGAGCCACAGCGGGUUCCCGGAGCGGUGCUUACGGGAACCCCGCGGCUCUUCCCCGCCGCCUCGGUGCAGGGGAGCCGGGAGCGGCUGUGCCGGGCUGAGGGAGCCGGGGAGCGCUCUCCGGGGCAACGUGGGAAGGGGGGAAAUAAGCAGUCGGGGCUUUCCCUCCGCCUCUCCCCGCGGGUGGCCGCGGCACGCAGCCGCCCGCAGCCCCGAAUCCCCGCUCCCUCGGGACGCAGCAGGCAAAGAGCGGCGGGCCCCCCGCGGCCCCCUACCUUUCUUUCCCUCCACGGCGAGGCAGAGAGCGAGGCGCCCCAGCAGCAGCACCAGGACAGCGGCGCGGCGGGGCCCGGCGGCAGCGAGGGGGCUGCGGCCGCCCAUGCUGCGGGAGCGCCGCUCCCUCGGCGGAGCGCGGGGGGUCGCACGGGACGGGACGGGACGGGACGGGCGCACGGGCGGUUCCGCGGAGCCGCUCCUGCUUCGCUCUCCUCCCGCGGCAGCGAUCAGCUCCUCUCCGGCGCUCUGCCCUGCGCGGCUCCGAGCAGCAUGCUGGAGGGCGGCCGUCGAGGUCUGCGCGCACACGUGCGUGCCCCGCUGCGGGCGGGCUGCUGCCUUCCUCCUCCUCCUCCUCCUCCUCCUCCCACCUCUGCUCCUCCUGCGGCCGGCGGCGGGUGUGCGAGGGCUGGCGGAGCGGCUGGAGCCGGCUGUGGGACGGGGCGCGCCGGCCGCGCUCUCCACUCGGCCGCGGAGCGCAGGGGCUCCCUCUGGGGACGCCAAGGAGGAGGAGGAUGGGGAGGGAGCAAGGAGGAGAGGGAGGAGAAACCGGCAGCGCCUUCCCCGCCCAGGUGGAGAAGGGGCGGCCCCCCACCUGUCCCGGAAUAUAGGAUGAGAGGAGGUGGGACCGCGGACGAGGCUGUUUCUCUGGAAAGUGGGAGGAAGCACUGUCUUGUCACUCAGAAUCACAUAACAUGCUAAGUUGGAAGGAACUCAUCAGGAUCAUCUAGUUUAACUCCUGGCCCUACACAGGACACCCCAAGAGUCACACCACGUGCCUGAGAAAAUUGUCCAAACACUUCCUGGGCUCUGUCAGGCUUGGGGCUGACUGCUUCCCUGGGGAGCCUGUUCCAGUGCCCAACCAUCCUCUGGGGGAAGAACCUUUUCUCAAACCUCCCUGACACAGCUCCAAGCCAGUCCCUCAGGUCCUGUCACUGGUCACUGAGAAGAGAUCAGUCUCUGCCCCUCCUCUUCUGUUCAUGAGGAAGUUCUAGCUGCAAUAAGUUCUCCCCUCAGCCUCCUCCAGGCUAAACAGACCAAGUGACCUCAGCCACUCCUCGUAUGGCUUCCCCUCAAGGCCUUUUACCACCUUUGUUUCCCUUCUUUGGACACUGGCUUUUUAUCAUUCUUAUAUUGUGGCACCCAAAACUGGGCCCAGGUGAAGUGAGGCUGCCCCAGUGCCGAGCACAGCAGGACAAUCCCCUCCCUUGCCCAGCUGGUGAUGCUGCACCUGAUGUACCCAGGACAGGGCUGGCUCUCCUGGCUGCCAGGGCACUGCUGGCUCACAUCCAACCUGCCAUCUUCAGGUCCCUUUACAUGGCACUGCCUUCCAGCAUCUCAUUCACCAACCUCUCCAUACAUUCCAGGUUGCCCCAUCCCAGGUGCAGAAUCCAGCGGUUUGUCUGUUUGCUUGUUUGUUUGUUUAACAGCACUGAAAAAAGACAACACCAACAAAUACAUGAAUGUUGAAAUUAAACCUUAAUUAUAAUAAAUUGCACAGUCAGUAUUUCAACACAUUG
Messenger RNA from Oenanthe melanoleuca, 1955 nucleotides. RefSeq lists its product as uncharacterized. Bases 1 to 1137 code for a protein of 378 amino acids. Lineage: Eukaryota; Metazoa; Chordata; Aves; Passeriformes; Muscicapidae. The record is from RefSeq and is a predicted model, not a curated record. The transcript has 6 exons.